AUGGAUUCUGGUAGAAUCCCAGAUGAAGCCAAAGCCCUUUCUCUAUUGGCACCUGCUCCUACUAUGACAAGCCUGAUGCCUGGUGCAGGGUUGCUUCCUAUACCUGCCCCAACCUCUUUGACUACACUCAGUGUUUCACUUGGCACUUUGGGGGCUAUACCAGCAGCAUUGGACCCUAACAUUACAGCCCUGGGAGAAAUACCACAGCCACCAAUUAUGGGGAAUGUGGACCCAUCUAAAAUUGAUGAAAUCAGAAGAACUGUCUAUGUUGGAAAUCUGAAUUCACAGACUACAACAGCAGAUCAGCUGCUUGAAUUCUUUAAGCAAGUUGGAGAAGUCAAAUUUGUGCGAAUGGCAGGUGAUGAGACGCAACCAACACGAUUUGCUUUUGUGGAAUUUGCAGACCAAAAUUCUGUACCUCGAGCUCUUGCCUUUAAUGGAGUCAUGUUUGGAGACAGGCCACUGAAAAUAAAUCACUCCAAUAAUGCAAUAGUGAAGCCCCCUGAAAUGACACCACAAGCUGCUGCCAAGGAACUAGAAGAAGUGAUGAAGAGAGUAAGGGAAGCCCAGUCUUUCAUAUCUGCUGCUAUUGAGCCAGAGUCUGGAAAGAGCAGUGAAAGAAAAGGCGGUCGAUCUCAUUCCCGUUCUCGUUCAGAAUCCAGGUCUAGCUCAAAAUCCCGAUCUAGAAGGAAAAGAUCGCAUUCGAAACACAGAAGUAGAUCUGGCAACAGGUCGCUCUCAAGACACAAGGACAGAUGCAGAUCCAGAAGUCCCCUGAAAAAACGGUCUAGAUCUAGGGAAAAGCGGAAAUCAAGAAGUCGCUCUCACUCUCGGGACAAGAAAAGAGACAAAGAAAAGGUCAAGGAAAAAGAAAAGGCCAAAGAAAACGAGAAAGAGAAAGACCAGGACAAAGACAAAGAAAGAGAAAGAAAGCAAGAUAAAGAGAGAAACAGGGAUAAGGACAAGGAGAAGGACCAGGAGAGAGAGAGAGGGCAAAACAAAGAUCAAGAGAGAGUCAGAGACAAGAACAGAAACAGGGGCAAGGACAGGGAAAAGGACAAAGAUAAGGAGAAGGAAAAAGACAGGGAAGAGAGAGACCAGAACAAGGAAAAAGAUGAUGACAGAGACAAAGAAAAGGAAAAAGAUGAGGAUAAGGAGAAGAAGGAGCGAGACAGAGAAAAAGAGAGAGAUGAGAAAAAGAAGAAAGAGAAGAGAUCCAGAACACCCCCAAGAAGCUAUAACUCUUCAAGAAGAUCUCGUAGCUGCAGCAGGUUUGUUUAG
This is a messenger RNA of Cuculus canorus (common cuckoo), 1281 nucleotides long. RefSeq names its product splicing regulatory glutamine/lysine-rich protein 1-like. The transcript has 9 exons. The record is from RefSeq and is a predicted model, not a curated record. Gene Ontology annotation, molecular function: RNA binding. Bases 1 to 1281 code for a protein of 426 amino acids. Lineage: Eukaryota; Metazoa; Chordata; Aves; Cuculiformes; Cuculidae.